Molecule: messenger RNA, 1874 nt
Organism: Solenopsis invicta (red fire ant)
Lineage: Eukaryota; Metazoa; Arthropoda; Insecta; Hymenoptera; Formicidae
Exons: 4
Coding region: 236-1603 (455 amino acids)
Source: RefSeq, a predicted model, not a curated record
UAUCGAGUCUAUCUUAUAUGUUGAUAGUCACAGUACGCUUAUUUCGUAUAAUAUAUGAGGAUGGAGAUUGGGGACGCGAUUUUGUAAACAAACCUUGAGCAAAAUUGUCUGGCGAUUCUCACGCACACAGCACACGCCCGCUGAAUGGAUCAUCGAUCAAACGCAAAUAUCGCAGUCAAAAAUAUUAAUUGUGAAAAUCUUUUAAAUGUUUCAAUAAAUUGAUUAUUAAUGUUUAAUGAUUAGUAAUAUGUCACAAACAAGUAACACAUCUGAUCAAAAUAAAAGUGAUAAACGCCGUAAACGUGCUACUAUAGCUACUGUAUACGCAAGCACACCAAUCAAACAAAAUGCAGUCUCAAAGCAAUUUCACUUAUCCUUAUCUACCAUCAGCUCAUCUCCUUCUUCAAGUGAAGCUCAACAUAUGAGAGCUUUCUUCAAUAAAGAUCGUCUGAAACAGAUAAACAAAACACUCUCGAAGGAAAAGAAAGGAAUACAUACGAAACGGAUAACGAAAGAUUCUGAUAGCGAAUGGAGAACCAAACAGAAAGAGUUAACCAACAAAUCUUUAAAUGAGAAAAGAAAAAGAAAGUUGAAGAACAAAAGAAAAACCGUCAAAUGGAAGCAAGUGGCUCAAGUAGAAGAUACGGAUAAUGAAUGGGAAACCAGAUCUGAAAAAUCCAUUAAUGAACUCUCAACAGGUUCACGAGGACCCAUUCUGACUGACAAUGAGUGCAUAAAUCUAUUCGAUAAUCCAUGUACACCGGAGAAAACUCGAGAUGUGCCGAAUAUGUAUAAUACAAAUCUGCACGAAUCACCGAUUAUAGAAUUCUCUAGAAGAAGAUUAAAUCUAACUUCAAAAAGGAAUGAUAUAAUGCAAGAUAAAUUACUUCCGGUGAAUUUACUACCGAUAGAAGUACCAGAAAAUUCGAAUGAAGAUGAAAUAAUAAUCCAUAAUGAAGAUAAUGCGGAAAUACAUAUUUCAUCACGGACGUCAGAAGAGAGCCAGGAACAACUUGAAGAUUCUUUUAUGCAGUCUCCGACGUAUAGGCAGUGCAGGGAUCAAUAUACUAAAACAUAUCUCGGGAAAAGAUCUCGACUCGAAUUAACAACAUCUUUUGAGCAGAUAAAACUUCCUGAAGUUCCUAGGAAGCAGAAAAGUCCGAUUCCUCCAGGAAUGAGAUGCAUUACUGAAUAUUGGGACAAAGCUUUACAAAAAUGGGUACGAAAACGCUAUGAAAAUAGUUCUACUGAUUCCGAAUACUGGGACAAUGAUUUACAAAAAUGGGUACCAAGACGGCAUAAAGACAGUUCUCCUGAAAAAGAUUUCGAAAAUGAUAAACGCAAAAGAAAGACUAGGAAAAGAAACACGGAAAAGCAGAAGUGGAAACUGUCUCGAUUCACAUUGAAACAAAGAUACAAUGUACAUGAUACAUCCAAAGACAGAUUUUUUCAGGAAGAUCUCAAAAAUGGCAAACACAACACGAAAAUAAGUGCAAGAAACGCGAAAAGACAGAAAAGAAAACCAAUGUUUCAAUCCGCACAGAAACAAAGAUAUAAUGUAUACGAUGCAGCUAGUGAAACAGAUGUCGAGUUUGAAACAUAGGUUUGAAAUUGGUGGUUCAGAUGGUAAACGAAUAUCUUUGCGUAAAUUUUGUAAGAAACAAAAGAAGGUUUAACUUAUUGCCCUUUCUUUUUCAUAGAAAAACUAAACAUUUGUUUUGCAGUUGUUUAUAUAUUUAUGUAUAUAUAUACACAUGUAUAUACAUAUUUUUCAAAUUUAUAUUUUUCAAUUAUGACGUUUGCAAUUGUUUAUAAUUAUAUCAAUAUCUUUCGAUUGUUAAAGAUGCGUUGAAUAAAUUUAAUAAAGCAUUCUA